Aspergillus nidulans FGSC A4 is the source of this 528-nucleotide messenger RNA. RefSeq lists its product as uncharacterized. The coding region runs from base 1 to 528 and encodes 175 amino acids. The transcript has 4 exons. NCBI's taxonomy places the organism in Eukaryota, Fungi, Ascomycota, Eurotiomycetes, Eurotiales, Aspergillaceae. The record is from RefSeq and is a predicted model, not a curated record.
AUGAUCGACCGGCUCAUGCAGCCAUCCACCGAGCGAGUCGCUGACCAGACCUGGACCUUCCUCCGUACGUUAAUGCUCGUUGAUUGGUUCAAGCCAUCAACCCUUACUUCUAAUUUUGUGACAUUCGAGCGCAUCGAAGACUACCUUAGCACAGUCUACGGACGAAUCCCUCUCGAGGUUGACAGCGACGAGACCGGAGAUGCGGCACAACUUAUGGCUGACCUGUUCUAUCCCGCCCUGUCCCGUGUCUUCAAGUCUGAUGAAAAGGGAACUCCGGAAUCUCGUGGACAAGUCAUAGCACUGGUCACGUUCAACUCGAAACCGCGUAUUGUUAGCUACGGCAUGUGGACCAGCGACGCAGUGUCUUCUCGCCGUCUCUGGCUGGUGCUCGUGCCCCUGCUCGUGCCCCGAGCGCAACCCGUAGGCUCCGAGACCGUUGCUCUGUGGCAGGGGCUCCUGCCUGAGGAGAGAGGGGUUAUAUCUGCUGAAGAAGAGACGGGGAAACGCCUCUGCGACGGGGCGCUCUAG